Molecule: messenger RNA, 2763 nt
Organism: Olea europaea var. sylvestris
Lineage: Eukaryota; Viridiplantae; Streptophyta; Magnoliopsida; Lamiales; Oleaceae
Exons: 5
Coding region: 613-2571 (652 amino acids)
Cellular component (GO): cytoplasm
Molecular function (GO): protein kinase binding
Source: RefSeq, a predicted model, not a curated record
AAAGGUCUGGGGUGGUUCAUUUCGCGUGGUAUCCGCGUAUUAUAUGUCUCUUUCUGAAUAUUGCCGCUUAUUUCUAUACCUUUCUCCCCAGACCCACAACCAUUACCCUUCUCAUCUCUUUCAAUUCUUCUCAUAUUUACAUACGCAUUCUCAGGCAUAGCUGCACAAUUGGAGGGAUACUAUCUGUUCUACUUCACAAGUUUCAAAAGAUUUGAAUUGUGCAAUUCUCAACCUGGCACAAUUUAUCUUCAUUGGGAAUAAAUAUGGUGAAGCUUCUGGAGAAAAAUUGCUGAGUUUUUCACUCUGGCCGACCCUCUACCAGUAAAAUCGUUUGCCUCUUUGAAAUGGGCUAGGGCUAAAACAAGAGAACACCACCUCCGAAAUUCACUUCCGUAUUUCCAUUCAUCGGAUUGUAAUCUGUCGUUGCUUUGGCGACUACCCGUUGAUUAUGGCUAAUGAUCGCCAUCCAAUCUGAUUUCCAGUAUUUAAAACUGUUCUUUCCAUAGUCUGCAUAGAGCCCUGUUUUCUUGGAUUUAAGAGCUUUAAUUGAAUUUAAAGUUUCUCAGAAUUUUCAGCUACUAAGGAAAAUUUGGAGUGAGAUUGAUACUGAGAAUGGCGUCUCUUAACUGUUUUUGUUCUUCAUGGAGGAAAAAGAAAGAUAAGAAGGAAAAGGAAGUCAACACCUUGCACGUGAAGCUCGAGCAUCUUAACAAAACUUCUGAAAGUUCCGAGUUGAAAUCAGCUUCUUUUAGUGUUCCGGUUCCUCUCCAUAUUCCAAGGAGUUCUAGGUGCACGGUGAAGGUAAUGAAUCACGAGAGUCCGGUUGGAGGUGAUGGUGAAGAGAUAGACUACGAAGGGGGAGAUGAGCAUGAUGAGAAUUUGUCGAUGAAGAGAGAUAACUCAGAUUUUGAUCUACAAGCUCAUGUUGAAAACUCGAAUGAAGAAAAAUAUCAAACUUUUGAAGGGAUGACUAUAAAUCAUGAGUACCCAAAGGAGGUAGAUGAAGAUUCUAAGGCUGGCAUUGAGGUGAUUAGAAGUGGACAUGUUAGUGAUCCCGGCAUUGGGAAGACGGAAUUUUGGGCUUCUCCAAUGCUUAAGCGCUCGUGCUCUGAUAUGUUGAUAAGGAAUGUGAAUUAUGUACUUGAUGAACAGGUGCCUCUUUCUAAAUCCAAAUCUUUCGAGGAAAUACUAAGUUUAGCAGAAAGGUUCCAGGACGAAAUUCUGGAUUAUCCUCCAACUCCCGUUUCUGUUAUGACUCAACAUAGCGCCGACAAAGUGAUGUUGAAGAAGCACUCUUCGAGUCAAAUACUUCCCUCCAGAAGUCGAAAAUUGUGGUGGAAAUUGUUCCUCUGGAGCCACAGGAACCUCCAUAGAAACAGGACUACAAAACCACGGCCAGUUGCAGUUAAGCCAACCCUCAACCAACAAGGUGGCUACUGUUCAGACACCAUAGAGCCAAGAAAAGCUGAAAAGUUUAGUAAGGAAAACAAGGGUAAAGACAUCCUUAACAUAGACAACCAAAGCUGGGACGGAUUUUAUGGAGUUUCUGGAAUGUGGCCUCAAAACCAGUGGGUUGCUUUUCCUACAGAAUCGUCUCCAUUUGAAAGAAUCGACAAGUGGGUGAAAGAAGUUUCAGUGCAGCCUCCAUUUGAAGUCAACAAGGGUGAUCACACUGAAGAUAGCAUUUUCUUCCCUCCCUCUCCAGAGAAUAAUAGAUCACCAGCAACUCGGAGUCCAGCUGCAAUGAUUCCCGAGGAGAUUACAUACGCCAACAGCGUUGUCCAGUCUCUGAAUUCUUCAUCGACUGUGGCACAUAUUACAGGCAUUGGACUGAAAGUUAUACCAUCCGUUUCUCAUUUUUCUAUCCUUCGAUCAGUCAACUUGUCAUCCAAUUCCAUAGGUCAUAUUACUCCAGGAUCUCUGCCAAAGGGUCUUCACAUUCUUAAACUGUCCAAGAACAACAUAAGCACGAUCGAAGGUCUGAGAGAAUUAACUCGACUCCGCGUUCUUGACCUCAGUUACAACAGAAUUUCUAGAAUUGGUCAAGGGUUGUCAAAUUGUAUGCUUAUAAAGGAGCUCUAUCUUGCUGGCAACAAAAUAAGUAAUGUUGAGGGUCUGCAUAGGCUUCUGAAGCUGACCGUAUUGGACUUGAGCUUCAACAAAAUAACCACAACAAAAGCAUUUGGUCAGCUUUUGGCGAACUCCAAUUCUCUGGUAGCUCUAAAUCUAUUAGGCAAUCCUGUUCACAACAAUAUUGGUGAUGAUCAAUUGCGUAAGACCAUAUGCAGUCUUCUCCCAAAACUGGUUUUCCUCAACAAGCAGACUAUAAAUCCACACAAGCUACGAGAGGUAGGCUCGGAGGCAAUUGCUAAAGCUGCACUUGGGAAUAGCAUCCGGAGCACCCGAGGAAAAGCGGUGAAGAGGGUGAGUCAAGGGGGUUCGUCGUCCUCCACUCUGCGCAGGAGCAGUGCAACUGCAACUGCUACUCGCCAGAGCAGGCAUGGCGCAAAAAGCCGUUCUAAUCAUCACACUUCUCUGACGGAAAAGUCAUUUGCUUUUUCUUCCCGUUAGAACUCCCAGUUUUUGGGGCGCUGGCUUGAAAGCCAGUUUCUUUGCUUGUUGUAUUCUGAAUUUUUAAUUGUAAACCAGCAGUUCUUGAUUUGGUAUUCACAUUUCAGUUUCCAUCUAUUGUCCAUGGUUUCCAGGUUGUAAUAAGCAUACGAUGUUUUGCCAACCAUAAGCAAUGAGUUCAUUAUGACGUUA